This is a messenger RNA of Photinus pyralis (common eastern firefly), 2089 nucleotides long. Its product is annotated as sodium-independent sulfate anion transporter. Gene Ontology annotation, biological process: transmembrane transport. Gene Ontology annotation, cellular component: membrane. Lineage: Eukaryota; Metazoa; Arthropoda; Insecta; Coleoptera; Lampyridae. Bases 172 to 1998 code for a protein of 608 amino acids. Gene Ontology annotation, molecular function: sulfate transmembrane transporter activity. The transcript is spliced from 8 exons. The record is from RefSeq and is a predicted model, not a curated record.
UGCUUAAACGUAUUUCAUUAGGUAUUAGACAAACUUCACAAUCCAAUAAAUAUUACCUACAUGUUGAGUGAUCUACUUACAAUCUAGGAAGUAAUUAGUGUCAUGAACGGCAGAAAUAGGAUAUAGGAUAUAUAGGAGUGUAGAAGACAAAGUUGCAGAAGUGAGAGUGCCAUGGCGGGGACCAAGUUAAAAGUGUAUAAGUUCAUACGGCGACGGUUACCUAUACUCCAAUGGGCCCGUGAGUAUACCUUACAGAAGUUUGUGUGUGAUACAAUUGCAGGUAUUACGGUCGCACUAACUGUAAUGCCCCAAGCGCUUGCCUACGCUACAUUGGGAGGUUUGGAACCGCAGUAUGGUUUGUAUUCGUCAUUUGUGGGAUGCUUUGUAUACAUUUUCUUUGGAAAUUGUAAGGAUAUAACGAUAGGGCCUACGGCUCUGAUGUCACUAAUGACGUACCAGCAGGUGCUGAAUAGAAAUCCGGACUAUGCGGUUCUUCUUUGCUUUUUAUCUGGAGUUGUUCAACUAUUAAUGGCUGUGCUCAACUUGGGUAUCCUCGUUGAUUUUAUAUCAAUUCCGGUGACUGUGGGAUUUACCUCGGCUACCUCAGUAAUAAUCGCAGUCUCCCAAUUCAAAGGACUGCUUGGAUUAAGUUUCAGUUCGUCAGGAUUUUUGGACACCUUGGUGAAGGUUUACGAAAACAUUCACGACUCACGCGCUUCCGACUGUAUUUUAAGCGUCAUUUGCGUUACGGUGCUCAUAGCUUUAAAGAAAAUGAAGGACGUGAAGAUUUUCAAGGGAUCUAGACACGAAAAGUUCAUAUCUCGAACGCUUUGGUUAAUAUCAACCGCCAGAAAUGCCUUAGUGGUGAUCACGUGCUCGGUGAUCGCCUACUGCUACGAGUCAUCCGGUACCUCAUCGCCCUUCCUCCUCACCGGCAGUAUAAAACCAGGUCUUCCAAGCUUCCAGGUGCCACCAUUUGAAACGACACUGCACAAUAAGACAAUUCCUUUCGCCGAUAUGUUUACUGAUUUAGGCUCAUCGGUGUUUCUAGUUCCCAUUAUCGCGGUUCUAGGAAAUGUCGCCAUCGCCAAAGCUUUCGCUGCCGGUCAAGGGAUCGACGCCACCCAAGAGUUGUUCACGCUGUCACUGGCGAACAUGUUCGGAUCAUUCUUCUCAUCAAUGCCCGUUACCGGCUCAUUCUCAAGAUCGGCAGUAAACCAUGCCAGUGGAGUUCAGACGCAAUUAGGAGGACUGUACACAGGAAUCCUCGUCAUAUUGGCGCUCAGUUUCUUGACGCCCUAUUUCGCGUUUAUACCCAAAUCUUCGCUUGCGGCAGUCAUUAUUUGCGCGGUCAUUUUUAUGAUCGAGUACGAAAUUGUGAAACCUAUGUGGAGGUCCAAUAAGAAAGAUAUAAUUCCAACGUUUGCCACGUUUAUUUUGUGCCUUAUUGUCGGCGUCGAGUAUGGAAUAUUGCUAGGGGUCGGCAUCAACAUGAUCUUCAUCCUGUAUCCGUCUGCAAGACCGUCGAUAACCCUCAGAAAUGUUAUCACCGCCGAUGGGCUUGAGUACAUUUUAAUAACACCAGGGAGCAGUUUGUACUUUCCCGGAAUAGAAUUCAUUAAAUCCAACAUCGGCAAAGCGGGGCUGAAAUCUUUGCAUCUUCCAGUAGUUGUGGAUUGCCGUCACAUCUUAGGUGCCGAUUUUACGGCGGCCAAAGGAAUUGCGGCCUUAAUGAAAGAGUUCUUCUCGCGAAAACAAUCCCUUUACUUUUUAAAUCUACACGACGAUGUUAUCGGGGUUCUAAAAGGGGCCGCAGUGGACGAUUUUCGACAUUUUAAUUCGACUGAAGAAUUAGAAAACUCCUUAAAAAGUCAUAGAUUUGAGAAUAACGAAACGUCACAUUUAUUGCUCGAUGUCGAAACACACAAAGACAGAGAUUUGGAUUUACACUCUGUUGGGAAUGGAACGGCUGUUUUAAAUCAUCGUCGAAUAAAUUAGUAUUGUCUCUGUCGGUCCAAUAUUAUCAGUAUUGUAAUAUUUAUUAAGUAUUAUUUGUAUAUAAUCUUUGAAUAUAUAAACUUUCUGUAUA